CAAUGAAUCUAAAAUAUAUGAAUGUUAAAUUUUCAUCAUUACAUUAUGGAAAAUAAUGAACUUUAUCACAAUAUGCUAAUUUUUUUAGAAGGACCUGUACUUACACCCAAGUGUAAUUUCAAAUGGCAAAUUAAACUGUUUUCCAAAACUUCCUAAAAUAGAACUUGUGUGACAACAUGAAAGAGUCUAAAAGGUCUCAAAAAAACAUUUCACAAAGAUCUCAUGAGCAGAUAAGAAGAAAAAUGUCAAUAGCAUGGACCAGCCUGGUUAGGGUUACAACAGAGGCGUUUCUACUAUAAGUUCUAGAAUAUUUUUCUCUAGCAUGUAACUUCCCAGAAUCUUCUCAUCUUCUGCGUUGUUUUUUUAUGUCUUUCAACUAGGGGUCUGAAACCUGGGUUGUUAAUGUAGAUUAAGUCCCUUGAAGCAGAAAUGGGUGAGUUCCAAGGGCAAAGUUCUGUUCUUCACAAAAAAUCCUACAGGAGCAUGUCCAACCAUCAGUUUGUGACCUUAAGCGUGAAGUAACAGGAGUUUAUGCAGCAGGACAAUCAUCCAAAGCAAGUGUACCUCUUAACAUAUUUGGUCUAAUCAAAACCUGGAUUUAAAUCCGGUUGGGACGCUGUGUAGCAUGACUUUAAAACAAGCCAUUCCUCCUUGACAAACAACUGAAAAAGAAAAGAGGAAAAAACAGCUCUGCAAAGACUGGCCUAAACACCUCAUCAAUGGGACUCCAUGAAUGCCACCCAUGAGCAAGCAACUCCUACACAUAACUAAACAUAACACUAAAGCACUCUUGCUAAUGGCAGAGAAAACAUAACAGGUUAAUCCAACCCCACCAGGUAAACUCAUGUGUUGGCAGCAAAACAAGUGUAACUACAAAACACAGGCAGGCACCAAAUAAGCAAUGCAAAACUUAUUCAGGGAACAACUGAGAGAUAAUAAGGCUCCUGCUGGAGCACCCUCCUUUUGUUGCCACCCUGGGCAAUGUUGCUUAAAUCAAAAACCAACACUGACAGCAACUCAAAGUAACUCAUUGCCAGUUAUCACAAAAGUUAGUUGGCAGCAGCUGCCGCCAGAGGCCACACGAACAUUUUUUUUUUAGGUAGCAAAUACCUUUUCGCAUAGGUAAAAAUCCCGUUUUCCAUUCGAAAAGUGUGAAAACCGCCCAUUAUAUUCACUAAAGCUAUAUAACCUCCAAAUGUUCUUCUGUACGGUUGAGCAAUCAUUUCAUUAUCACUGAAUUUGUUCCAAAAAACAAAAUAUAUAUAUAUAUAUAUAUUUUUUUUUUUAUUUAUUUAUUUUUUUUUUUUAUUAUUAUUAUUCCAAACAGGCACAGCUGCAACAAGGGUGUCGUUAGGCUGCUGUAGAGACCUUCUCUGGCCUGCAGCCUGCUGGUAUUUUAUGCAGUAGACACAGUAAACUCCGACCCACGUCUCAGCCAAUCACAAUCCAGAGUCCAGAUCCGGUGUGACUAUGGAGGUUUUUCAGGAGUAUAUCAGUGAGUGGAGGCUCCACAAGGCUCAAUGUGUCCACAAAGCAGCGACUUUAACUUAUAUCCAUCCUGGCUGAAGAAAGUUUUAAGAUGAAGUUCUUCAUCCUGAUGCUCAUUUCCCUCUCCUUCGGUCCUGGUUUGGUUGGUUCUGUUUCGGCUGUGGAGGACGCGUACAGCGCGGUGGUCAGCGUCGUGUCUCCGGGACAGCGCUUUCUGACCGGGGAGUCCCUUCGCUCCCUCUUUAAUACCCUGCAGAAGCGUGUGCAGUGCGGCGAGGUGCCGUGUGAAAAGUGUGAUUUGGCAGGUGCUGUUCAUCAGCUCAUCGGGAAUCUCUCCAUCUACGGGAAAGCAGAAAACAGAAAAGUUGAGGAAAACGUAACCGUCAGCGUGUCUCAGUUCCCGCCUCUUGCUGCAGGCAGCGUCCUGUACCUCUCCUCACCUGGCUUGGUCUGUACUGUAAUAGGACAGGGGAGGUGGGCAGAGGAGACAGACCAUUUUCUACACAAAUACACACAUUCUGACCACCGCGAACACUCACACAAUCACAUGGAUGUUCUUGGAUUAGAGGGUGUGAUUCAGGAGCUGCACAACCACUAUGAGCCCUCAGAUAAUAAGAGCUGUGUAACUGCCAGCGGCAUCAUGAUGGAGGUUGACCCAUCGUCAGUAGAUCAGAAACAGGAAGUGGGUGCCGUUUUGGGGCGUGUCCUGUACCAUGCCCUGCUUGGUCACUGCUUCAAUGGUCAGACUCUACCUGAUGAGAGCUUCUUCCUGGAUUAUGUCUUGACUCGACUUGGUUCAGAAAAUUUCACUGUUCAUGAUUUAGAGGUUCUCAUGAGGAGCCUGAACAUUGGACCAGAGGAAGACCACGAACAUGACCACGAACAUGACCAUUACCAUAACGAAGAUGAUCAUUAUCGAAGGAAGCAGAGUGGACAUGAGCGCCAUGUAGGCCAUACAAGUAGCAACACCUGGGAGCAUCACUGUUUCACAGCUGAAGAACUGGUCCGGAUCUACAAUCUGUCUGAGGAAAGCUCUGGCAUGGGUCGAACUGGCGUUGCAACGCUCAGUCCUGCACUGGUCCAGCAGAUCCUGAGUGGAUCAUGCUCAAACAGGACGGAACCAGAGACUCCCAAUGGGCUCUCCAAGUCUGACAAAUACCUCUAUGCAACCCUUGCCAAUGUAAUCAUAACCGUCAUGGCCAUGUGUGGCAUCGUGAUGCUGCUGUGUACCUCGUGUACCAAUGUUUUCCAGAUGUGUAUCCAGUUCUGCAUCAGCAUGGCUGUAGGUUCACUGACGGGAGACGCCCUGCUGCACCUUGUACCAAUGAUUCUGGGUAUACACAUUCACACAGAGGAUGGGAGCAGCUCUGAGCAGCAUCACGAACACGUAGAAACCCCAGACUACACAUUUAAAAUGCUGGCGAUGAUUGGUGGGAUCUAUGUAUUUUACCUGAUGGAAACCAUCUUCUCAUUGAUUACAAAUGAAAGUGAUCAUCAUCAUCAUGGGGAAGAAUCAAACCCUCAUCACUGUGACCAUGUUGGGGUUUUAGAGAUGUAUCAAACGGAAAAGAAACAGAAAGAGAAGUCACAGUCUUCAUCAAAGGCAGAUCUGGUUGAUAAUGAAGACGGAGAAGAAAAAAAUAAUUUGGAGCUGAAAAAGCAGAGAAGAGAAAAGCGCCUUCUGCCUUAUAUGAUAACUAUUGGUGACGGGAUACACAACUUUGCAGACGGAUUAGCAAUAGGUGCAGCUUUCUCUAUGUCAUUGAAGUCUGGUCUGGCCACAUCAGUGGCUGUGCUCUGCCACGAACUCCCUCAUGAACUCGGGGAUUUUGCCAUUCUGCUCCACUGCGGCUUGUCUGUCCGAAAGACAUUGCUUUUAAAUGUGUGCAGCGCCCUGACCUCUUUUAUUGGGCUGUAUAUCUCUCUGUCUGUAGCCACUGACCUUGCAACCCAGCAGUGGAUAGGUGCAAUAGCUGCUGGGCUCUUUCUGUAUGUUGGGCUUGCUGAUAUGCUUCCCACAUUGGUCCAUCUCAGCAGCAAGAAACCGUGGCAAGCGUUUUUGCUGCAGAAUGCUGGUAUUCUAACCGGCUGGAUUGUGCUGCUGAUGCUGUCACUUUAUGAAGACAAGAUCCGCUUUUAACUGUUUUAAUUGUAAUGAAUCAGUAUUUUCUUAUGUUUUCAUCUUGUUACUAGAAACAUUGUACAACCUUUGGGGGAAAAAAAAUCUAAAUUAAUGUACAUUUUCUGACUGAAUAUAUCCUCAAUGUGGUCACAAGGUGACUAGAAGAACAGAGAUAUUGACUGAUGUAAAUAAAAGCAGCCACAAUAUCUAUGCAUCCUAUCCACUCAUCCAUACUGCAGACCCAGAGGGUGGGGACUGGGGUUACAUCCUGGACAGGUCGCCAUUCCAUCAGUGGGCCCCCUCGUCCCCUGUUAGCUUAUUUUGCACCCUUCACACCAGAUCAAGACCACACCACAAAAUUAAAAAUCAACUAGGUCUUGGAUGGUCUGCAGGGUCUUAGAGAGAUCCAAUUGGGUGCAUCAAGAGCACAUUGUUCUCACUAUUAUGCAUGAUAGAGCAUGAGAGUGUUUACAGUAUUCACAAAUCUUCUAUAGUAGCUCAUUAUCAUAGUGACAGUAUAUCUGUUCCAGGUUGCUAUGUUGAGGCCUGUUAGCAGCAAUGGUAAUUCUUCCAUGUUGCAUGAUCUGUGCAUCUUGGACAUCAAAUAAUUUAAAUCUGGACUUGCCAUGCUGGCCACACACCAGUUUAGCUACAUCAGCAUAUAGUAGUUCAUAAGUGCCUUAUUGUAAUCCAUUUGAUACCAUGGAUAUUGUGUGAAUCUUGUCCCACAACUGCAAUGGCUGCAAGAAAAGGGAUCUCACCAAAUAGGUGAAACAAACAAUAUAUACACUCAGACAAAAUCAACAACAUGCUCAGGUUCUUUGCACACUACUAUCAGUACAUCCUGUAACAGUUCCCAGCCAGAGAACCACACACAUCUCCAAUUUGUGCAUAUAGGCUGAAUGUUGCAACAUUUAGGAAGGGUGUAGUUAAAAUUCAAAAUGUAUUUACCUCCCCAUCAAAGAGAAGGCAUGGUAUUUAAUGAUGUGAGAGGAGGAAAAAGUGCAGGCAGCAGCUCAUAGGGUUUAUGAUAUAAUUUUGCAAUAGCUGGAACAAAACUCAAACAAAUUCAGGAUUCAGAGCCUCUGAGUAAUCAACCUGGAGGGAUAAGUGAAAAACAGAUUUUGGAUUUUUAGAUCAUAAAUCUUUUCUGACUGCACCUUCCUAGAUAUGCUCACAGAAUUAUUGUUACCAUGCAAAAAGGCAGGCUCAACAGUGCCCCAGCGCUCUGUAUAGAAACCUCCCUCACAAGCAUCCUCAUGCUGCUGGCAAUGUGAUGAAAAUACUGAUCCAAGUUUGUUUGACCACAAUAAGACUGAGAGUGAUGGGGGAGGUGCAGAAACCUCCCACAUUUACAGGGGAAUUCAACAGAUUGUAGGGAAACAAAUUAUUGCAGCCAUGAUACACAUGGUGGUAGUGGUAGAUUGGCAAGGAAAGCAGAGGGGAAAAACCAGUGUAUUGAAUAUAAAGGGUUGUGUUUGACCUGAAAUGAGGGUUUCCAAAUUUGCCACAAUCCUGCAGCAUUCAAGUUACCAUAGAAAUCCUGGAGACUAUAGGGCAGUCCUAAUCUGGUGUAAAUAGGGUCUUAAGUAUGUUGGGUCAUUUGGUAGAUUUAAACUUAAAUCCAGCAAAUGAAAGUUUGUAAGACCAUGUGUACACUACAAUAAUACUACCAGUAACAGAGUGGAGAUUUUGAGGAUGGUUUUUCAAAUUCUUUAAAGAACUGUAUCAAAUUGAAGCACUUUCCUGAAUAAAUUUAGAUAAAAACAUUGGAUUUGUUUUGGUUUGUAUGUUUUGAAACAAUUUCUGUAGCAAUAGUAUUUUGAAUAAGUUGAUAGUUUCAUUGAAUGAAUUAUAAAUAUAUAAAAUGUUUGUUAAAUGUGUAAAUAAAAAAUGUGUGCCUUUAUA
Messenger RNA from Girardinichthys multiradiatus, 5518 nucleotides. RefSeq names its product solute carrier family 39 member 4 (gene slc39a4). Gene Ontology annotation, biological process: intracellular zinc ion homeostasis; zinc ion import across plasma membrane. Lineage: Eukaryota; Metazoa; Chordata; Actinopteri; Cyprinodontiformes; Goodeidae. Gene Ontology annotation, cellular component: membrane. The record is from RefSeq and is a predicted model, not a curated record. The transcript has 12 exons. Bases 1580 to 3628 code for a protein of 682 amino acids. Gene Ontology annotation, molecular function: zinc ion transmembrane transporter activity.